CCAACUCUCGCGAUAUUUCGGCCUCUCGGUUACCGACCCGUCUUGGAUACCCCAGUUUCACCGCUGAGAAACAUCAACAUAGUAACCCGGGAAAGGCAACCUCAGAGGCGGGUAGAGACAUUUCUCUCUAGGAAUCUCACCGCCGACCUGGAUAUUUUGUUCCCUUUUUUGUCAACAACAACAAGAAGAAGAAGAACAAGAACAAGAACACGAACAAUGGCUGCAUGCCGCUAGAAAAAGUUGCUAGCUUAGUUUGGCACAACUGUUAGCUCAACGUUAGCUGGCUAACGUUAGCUAACAGCUGAACGGAGCUGAAGGAGUCUGGAGAAGUUUGGGAUUUUCUUACUGCGACGAAGUCACCAUGAAUGUGGACAACUAGACACGUCGGAUCGUUUCUCUAAAGGUGAAUGAGGAGAUGAGGAGCAGCAGGAGGAUUGAGGUGUCUGUUAAAAGCUCUGCUCAGCAGCUCACAGAUCACAAUAUUGGUACAGAGCUGACAACUGCAUGGAAAAGUUUGGCUCAGUCAAAAGCUGCUUUGCGGCAUAUAGAAAACCGUUUAGAGGCAGCUCCAGGGACAGGGGUUCUCAUGGACUCUGUCAUGGACCCUCCCAAGAAGAAAACCUCCAGGACGGUCCGCUGCAGGGAAGGACAACAAGCUGAUAACAAUAGAGGGUCUUCAAAGCACAGGAGGCGUAGUCAGCAGAGUCCAGAAAAGAGCAGCUCACGCAGCCCACUCAGAAAUACCACCCAGGACAGCAAUGUCCGCAGGAACAACAGCGUGGAGUUCAGGGAACCGCUGGCCUCCUACAGAGAGGCCACCCCUCCACCACAUCCCUCCACUCAGCUGGAGGCCUACAGUCUGCAGUCUGUGCCAGCGUCUUCGUACCCAUCGUCUUCACCUCCAUCAGAUCCUCUGCUCAGCCAGCUGGUCUACCAGAGAGACAAUAGGGACAAGCAGACGGACAGGGACCUGGACAGCACACGCUCCUCGACCCUGGAGAGCACCGAGGUCCGCUACCUCAAUGACCAGCCAGCCUUGGUCACCCUAAGGACUAUUGGAAACCAUCAUAUGGGUGUACGAGUCCCUACAGGGGAGGGGGCUGAGGAGGAAAGCACUCCCAAAGCACAACUUGGCAAGGACAGCCACGAGUCAAGCCCAUGUCUAGCUCAAACGCCAGGCUCCAUACGCAGAGGGGACAGCACCCCCUCCACCAGCCCUGGCUCAGCUUCCCAGCGGUUAGAGAACCUAAGACGACAUCAACCUGAUGAUAAGCUGGAGAAGCUCAAAGAGCGUAUUCGCAGGCAGAGACAACAUCUGGAGGAGGCUGCAGAGAGAGAGAAGCUGCUGGGUUAUCUGGAGCAGCCCAUACCCGUGGGGAGUAACAAUGCUGGUACUAGCAAGAUGCCCUCAGCCAAAAUACGGAAAGUAGCAGCUGCACCGCCUGCACCUAUUUACAAAGGUUUCAACAGUACUGAAACAAAGAUACGGACUCCUGAUGGGAAAGUUUGGAAGGAGGAAGAAUUUCAUAACCUAAGCAGAGAAAUAUACAGAGACCUGUCGAGACAGUUUGCUGAGAGCACCAGAUCCAGGGAUCAGCAGAAGGAACAGAGGGCAGACAGGUCUAAAGAGAGGAGGCCUCCCAAACCAGUCAGAAAGGUCCACAGAGCUGCCUCUUCGUCUGACCUAAAUGCAAAACCAGCAGUGAUAAGUCCUGCAUCGUGGCGAGAGGGCCAAAAGCUGGUAAAGAUGGUACUGGGUCCGGUUCCCAAGCUGCCAAGGGAGGACAGGCCCCAGCCAACUGAUGGAGUGAGCAGAACAGCUUCCCGUCAUCGUUCCAGUUCAGACCCGCGCUCAGAAUCAAAACCCAGGUCUCAUCCUAACAGCACAGAAAGGCCUCAUAGAGGAUUUCGGGGACAAUCCAAAAGCCAGUCCACAACCACAUCGACCCUUUCAUCUGCAGGUCAGGACAAGGCCCCAGUGGGUGUAAGCGCAGACCUGCUGUCAGCAGAUAUCCAGGGAAUACUCGAUGACCUCCAGCUAGAAUGCAAAGCAGCUGAGAGGGAAGAGAGGGCCCGUCAAAGGUCACGGGGUGGGAGCAAUGGUAGGAGAGGCAGAGGGGGAUCAGGGUCACAAACGAGGACUCCUGUCUCCGCUUGGGGAACUACUGUAGGUAGCUCCUCAAGAGGCUGCCGCAGUGCCAGCCCCACUUCACACCGUCCAGAGACUACCAACAUGGCUGAUGCAGGAAACAAAAAGCGUCACUAUGACGCAGAUACUGUUCGCCAGUACAUUUCCAGACAACAAGAGGAGAGAAAGAGGCGUCAUGCAGAAGAGAAGAGGGCACUGAGAGAGGAGGCAGAGAGGAGAAACCAAAGGUUGCAGGAGCUCUAUAGAAAGCAAAAAGAAGUGGUUAAAACAGUGGCUCUUACCAGUGAGGCCCCUGUGGCCCCUGUACAAAGGCGACUACAGGAAACCUACAACAAACUGCUGCUGGAGGAGGCCCAGCUGGGCGAGGAGGCCACACAGACGCAACCAGCUGCUCCUUCUAGUCAAACGAGGCCGAUGUACCAGCCCUCAGGAGAGUCCGAUAAAGAGAACAAAAGACUGGAGGCACCGCAGAGCCCCUCGAGCAGUGACAGGUCUUUAAAUGAUCACCCACCUCCACCAUUAUCCAGGAAUGAUUUGGAUGUCGGCGUUUCCUCUUUGCUUCAGCCUGGCCAUCUGAGCCCAGCUGUUCGACCUAUGACCGGUCCCAGCGGCAACGCGCUUGUCCCCUCAAAUGACCAUCUCCUCUCUCAGCUUCUAAGGCUGGAGACUGCGGUGGCAGCUAGUAACAUCCAGCAUGCACAGCGAACAGCUACAGCACCUUCCAACAGGUCACAGGCCAAGAUGUCCCGCAUUGAGGCCCUCAAGGCCACAGCUGCGUCCCUCUCCAACCGCAUAGAGAGUGAGGCACGUAAGUUUGCUGGGGAGGGGAUCAACUAUGGUACAGCAACUUCAAUAGACGUGGAUACUAUUUUGGCUCCAAGGCCCUCUCAAGCUCAUCUUGAUGCUGGAUGCUGGGCAGAAACAGCUGCAACAGAAAAUAAUGACAUUGCAUUGAGGAUCCAGAGGAUUUUGACUAGCACAGGUCAUAGUUCAUUCAAUGGCACAGCUCUUCCAGGAGCAGGCAAUCUGCACACUCUCAGGGGACAGAACAGUUAUACACCUGAAAGGAGAAAGCUAGUCAAUGGCUUGGAAAAGGUAGAGAGAAUUGAUAAAACGUCACAAAGGAGAGGACAUGGAUUUACAGAGGAUAAGAAUCAGACAGAUCUCCAUGACUCAAGUGCUGGCUCCAUCAGUGAGGGUCCUCUUCUGAGUGAGGGGAGUUUUUCUGAGGAUGAGGCAAGCCCUCCUCAACCCUCCAGCAAUCGUACACCUAGACCAGCUGACCGUCUGGAGGCGGUGGACUACUGCGCGGCUCAAAGAAGAGAUUACCAGCGUUUGUCAGAGUUCCAAAGGGAGGCAGCGAGGUGCUCGGCCCUCAGCUCACCCUUUGUGCAGCAUGAUGGCAGCAAAGCAGCCUGGGAGGAGCUUAAUAAAGGAAGCCCUCUAAGUGUGAUCAACAUUUUUACGAAGAACCUUCAUGGCUAUGGUCGAGUGAGUGAGAGACACUCUCCCCCUGCCCAUUCUUUACACUCUGGAAAUGGCCCUGUAGACGCAGCAGUCUAUGAAGAUGAUUUUGUGUCAUCACAUAGCAGCGGAGCCAGUGGACAGUUACAGAGAAGCUCCAAUUCACGCAGCGUGAACAGUCAUUUUGAGGAGCUGAUGAGGAGGUCUCCUUAUGACAAAAGUAUAGGAGGCAUCAGUUCCCACCAUUCAUCCAAUCACUCACCACAUCUUUCUUCUGGCUCACCAUCCGGCUCCUCACCCUUCUCCAAACACUCGAGUAAAAAAAGAGGCACAGCGUCAGACCAGAGUGAUGCCACUCUGGUGGAAGAGCAGGGGAGCUCCUGCUCACCUCCCUCAGAGGCAUUGUCAUCUGACUCCAGGAAGAGGGGUUCAGACAAAAGCUCUGCCCACAGCCAGGCCAAGAGUGUCCACCAUCAUGAAACUUUAGGAGAAACUACUCAUCAAAGUUUGGCACUUGACAGUAAGAAGUCUUCAGCAGCCAGGCCCAAACAGGCUUCUCCUUUUGGCUCACCAGACCCAGGUUCUCCUCCUGGUGCAGACUCUCCCAGUGAGCCAGUGAGAAGUGGCUCUCUAGGGACAAAUAACCCAAACACAGGCACCACAGCUCGUAGUGGUAGAGCAGAGACCAAGACGACAGGUGAACUACAGUAUUCACCUGCUGUCUUGCAGCAGCGCAUGGCAGCAGAGCUCCAGUACCUGGAGUCCAUUGAGGAGUCAGUCCGACAACUGGGGGACGUGGAGAGGCUUAUGGGUGUGGCCAUGGCUCAGCAGGAGAGCGCGUCAUUAGCCCAGAUGCUCAAGGCCAAGCAGCAGCGCCAUGAGCGUGACCUUUACGAGCUGAAGAUCAAGGCUGAAAGGGAAGCCCUGGAGACGCAGCUCCAGAUGGAGGAAAACAGGCAGAGAGUGGCCAGGGCUCAAAUAGAAAUACAGGAAAGCUUGGCAGGAGCUCAAAAAGAGACUUUGGAGGGACUCCAGGAAGCAACUACAAAGAUGAUGAGUCAACAGGCUGAGGCAGCGCGGUACACAGCCGACACUGCCCGACACAUCAAGGAGAUGACAGAAUUGGCGAGGUCGCAGAUAGCAGGAGCUUUGGUUGUCCCCCAUGUUGCCACUGAUUCCUCCAUGUUGGAUGAGCGGGAUGAACAGCAGAGCUCCUAUUCAAAGCAGCAACAGGACAAAAUUGACUCUGACAGCUUCCAGAGUGAGGUGUCGAGCAGAAGGGCCAGGCCAGAGGAACCCCUGUCUUCUCUGAACAGCCUUAGUCACUCUGACUCUCUAUCCUUCAGAAGACCAAACCACAGUGGAGCAGAUUCAAGCAGCCACCAUAGCCUAUCGCAUGUCUCCUCGGACCACAGAGGACGGACGAAAAAAGAUGCUGUAGAGGGGAAAAGGAGGAAGGGGGGAGCUGAAGAGAGGACGGAGAGGGAAGCAAGCAGCAGCUCCAUAGAGGAGGAAGUUCUCACAGCAGCCAAUGAGUCCCUCUGCAGUGACAGCAUCCCCUCUGUAGUAGAUGAGAAAGGAGACAGCACAUCAGUAGCAACAGAGUACUCUCUCAAGUUUGAUGAGUCAAUGACGGAGGACGAGAUAGAGGAACGCUCUUUCCGCUCUCUGCUGCCAUCUGAAGCGCACCGACGCGGAACUAAGGAGAAGAAGCCCCGUCACCAUGAGGAAUCAGAGGAUGAUGGAACCAAUCACAACACAACAUUGAUUUCAGGGGCACACAAUAUCUUAAAGUCUCAGGAUGCAAACAUGGCCUUCUCUGGUGGACAAGACAGCUUCUCACAGUUCACCAUGGACAUGGUGCGUCAGUACAUGAAGGACGAGGAGGUAAGACUGCAGCACCAGAGCUCUUUGCUGCGUCUUCGCCAGAAAGCUCUCAAAGAGAAGACCAAAACUGAGCUGGCCUGGCUAGAGCACCAGAAAAAGAGGCUGAGGGACAAAGGCGAGGAUGACAAAAUGCCACCUAUCAGGAAAAAGCAGAGGGGCCUUCUGCUAAAACUACAGCAGGAGCAGGCUGAGAUCAAGCGACUUCAAGAGGCCAACAAAGCAGCCAGGAAGGAAAGGCAGCUGUUGCUGAAGCAGCAGGAAGAGAUUGAGCGGAUGAGAAACUCUACACUUAGACUGAAGGAGCGUCUCAAGUGUGCUGGCGGUGAAGCGCCACCUGAGACUCCUGUGUCAGAAACCCCUGAGGCAGCCUCCCCCAACAUGAGACAUGCUGAGGAUGUCCGCAGCCCCUCUCCCUCGCUCUCCAUCUCUGGAAGUGAGACUAGCAGCAUCAUGCAGAAGCUCAAGAAGAUGCGCUCUCACAUGGAUGAGAAACACUGUUCUCCUGUCCACUACUUCUUCUCUGUGUUCACGGCCCACCACUGGGCCUCCCUCAGUGUCUGUCUUCCCAACCUCCACCCUAAAUUCCAGCUCUUUAUCUACAACCAGUUGGUCAGGUUCCUCACAAAGCGGGAGCAGCAACUUAUGCAGAGGCGUCAUCAUGCCGAGGAGCUGCUGCAGUGGAAACAGCGGCUGGACCAAGAGGAGGCAGAGGUCCGUAGGAUGGAAAAGGAGGCCCUGGCUGCAUGGGACAGGCAAACACCUCGGGACAAUGACAUGGCAGAGAGUCAGAAAAAGGAGAUCUCGGACAUGAGUCCCAGCCCAAGUCACCAUCAAAGCUCAGAGCCCAGAACUGACAGCGAGAAAGAGUAUGCGAGUGAGGACAACUCUGUGACACCUGAGUCCAGUAUACACACUGAGGAAAUGGGGUCCCAGCAACUAGGAAGCCCAGCUUCAGUACAGCCUGCAUCGAUCCCCGAAACACCUUUGACCUCUGUCCAGUGCAGCCCCGCGAAUUACACCCAGGACUUCACUUCAGCUUCUCAGUCACCGAGCAGACAAUCUCUCCAGUCUCCAUUCAAAGGCAGCCACAGCCCCACUGCCUCUCCUUCAGAUGGUAGCAGCAAAACCAAGAUGCAGCUUCGCUCCUCCUCCCGGAACGCCAACCAGGCCCGCACUCAACUAAAUGACUCCCCCGUGGCCACGCAGACUGAACCCAUUUCAGACCAGAGUGACAUAGAGAGCCGUAUCAAGGCCCUGAAGGAAGAACUGAGAAAAAGAAAGUUUAUGGCCUACCAACUGAAGAAAGAGCAGAAGAAAAGGCACAAGGAGCGGCUGAAGGCACAGGAGGCCAGUCUACUGAAGCAGCUGGAGAGCUAUGACAACUUCAUUGAGAAAACGAAGGCAGAACUGAACAAGGAGCCAGACUCUACACCUGAUACAAAGUCCCAGAUCAUAGAUUCCAUAUCAAUUGCAGAGCAGUCCAGUAUCAAAUCACCUGUUCCCAGGUCUGAAAGCAGCAAAAUCUCUGACUCUGGAAGAACGCAAAUUGAUGCCUCAUUAGAUCACAAUGCCCUUCAUCAACCUGAUCGUAGUAGAUCCACCUCAGUGCCUGAAGAACUGUCUGAUGAAGACCCACCAACAGUCACUCCAACUCCAGUGCACGGCAGCCCAGAGCGUCCAACCUCAGAACAGAGGAGCCACCUGUCGACAGAGGGUCUUCUUAGACCUUCGUCUAAGGAAGCCCAGGCACAGAUGAGUGAUUCUGUGGAUGAGCACAUUGAGUCUUAUCAAAGAUCUGACAUUCAGGAAGAGCUGGAUGUGGAUGUAGGCUCCAUAAUUGAGGACCGACAUUCAGAACAUCUUCUCAAGCUAGAAAAGGAAGACCGACUUGACUCCCAGGAGAAGCUUCCUUCCAUGAGUGAAGAACAUCGAUAUUCUCCAUCUGUUAGCCGGGAACAAGAAAAAGAUCAAAAGACGAGUGAGACAUCUGAAGCUGAGGAAGCUGUAAAAUCUACCCCUACCUCUGUCUUGCAUGACUUAGUUGCCUUCUCUUCAAAGAAGGAGGCACCCAUAAAGGAUGUGGAGGCCUCCUCUCCCAUAGUAGAUAGCUAUCAUGAUGACUUUGAGUCAUCAGUGUAUUCUUCACCCAGGGAGGAGCAUCAUAGUUCCAAGCCUGGCUCUCGCAUCUUAGAUUCCCCUGUGGAGAUCAAGGGUUUGACAAAAGACUCCCCCAGCAGAGCCACACCGUAUGACAGCCAGGAUGAGGAGGUAGAGGAAGAAAUAAUUGAAGAUCUGAGUCACCAUUCGGGUAUUAGUGGGGGUAGCUACCAAUCUGAAAUACUGCUAGAUCUUCAUAACCAAACUCAAGACUCCAAACAUGACGACAACAAGGACAUUGUUAGUUCCAACCACUCUACACCCAUCUCCCCUUUGCAGGCCCCUCUCUCUCCUGUCAUAGAUGAAAUGUCAGGUUUUAUCAUUGGAGAUCGCGUUCUUGUUGGUGGUGUUCAGCCCGGCACCUUGAGAUUCAAAGGCCCAACCAGCUUUGCUAAUGGCUUCUGGGCUGGUGUGGAGUUAGACAAGUCAGAGGGGAGCAACAAUGGCACUUAUGACGGAGUGGUAUACUUUGAGUGUGAUGAGAGCCACGGUAUCUUUGCUCCUCCAGACAAGAUCACACACCUGCCAGACAAGUUUGAGAUCUACACAGACACCACGGAGGAUGAGGACUCAUUCUUUGAUGAUCUGGCAGAUAAAGGUGGGGAUAAACAUAAAACCGAUGAAGAUGAAUCCCAGAAAGUCGGAAAUCUGAACAGUAAAAACGAACAAACAUCUCUUGAAGUCUCUGGAGAUAAAAAGGUUACAGAUGAGUCCGAUCAUAACUCUGGAACCCACCUCAAUUCACAGCAUUACAAAGAAUCUGAUCAUCCCAUUUCUAAUGGCAACACUAGGGACAUCAUUUUGGAGUUCGAGGAUGGACCAACCACCCUCCUCAUCUCUGACAUUGAAAAGAUUGGCCUUGGGAAGCAGAGUCAGAAGGACAUUACUACCCUUGAUAAUAGAGAAGACGUAGAAUCUCAACACCAGUUUACUCCUGCAGAGCUUUCCACAGAUAUCAGGGAUGAUGGGAGAGAACAGAAAGGUCUACUGGACACAUAUGCAGACAAGCUCCUCAACAAUUUUGUUAAGGACACUGUGAUGCAGUUUGCUGAAAUUAAAAAGGCUAAAGAGCAGAAGAUAGAAGCCGCCAACCAGAUGAAUGGAGACCUGUUUGGGGAAAAUGUUGAAGAAGAAGAAUGGUUCUCUUCAGCAGAACAAAAGGAUGGACUGCCAUUCUUCUUACCUGCAGAAAAAGAGGAGCUGUCUUCUCCAGAGCUGUGUAACCGACCGGAGAGUCCAGUGUUGGGGGCCAGUGGUCAAGAAGAGCUUGCCAAGCGACUAGCAGAGCUGGAACUGAGCCGUGAACUGCUCGAUGAGCUAGGUGACGAUCAGGACUGGUUUGAUGAGGACUUUGGCCUCAGCUCCCGUAGAGAACAACAAAGGCUCAAACAGAAACAGAGAGAGGAAGAGGAAGAGGCGAGGCUGGGAGUAGGAGGACUGGGGAGGUCUAGCUCAUCAGCUGGAGCAGCCCUGGGGGGGCUGGUCUCAUCACCAGGUGGGGAACAGCAGGUAAAGACUCCACCUAGACCUGAGCUACCUCUCCCCCUUCCUCCCAAACUUCCCGAGCAGCCUGCCAUGGUUGUGCCCCACUCAGCAACGGAGGUGGAGAAGAUGGUCCAUGCUGCCACUCAGGAGAUCUGGGAGAGCUGUGGCCUGGGGAAGGAGGGAGCACUGACCCUUGCACAUCUGCCAAACCCCAAACCUUCAGAAGUGUAUCUGGGUAUAGAGGCCAGCAGCCAGGACCAGGAGGCCUGCAUCCGUAGCUACAAACAGGCUGUGUAUGACCUGACAUGGGAGAUGCUUCAGGAGAUCUAUGCUGAGGACCCCAAUGCUGAUCAGCCUCAAUGGGUGAAACCACGUCGAGUCAAGUCUUCCUCCUUCCAUAGAGUGAAGACACCUGGAGACAUCACCAAAGUCCAGGAGUUCAUUGCAGCAGAAGUACUGAAACUGUACGGCCUGACAAAAGAUCAGAGCCAAAAGACUGACUGGCAGAAGAUGCUCAAAUUUGGCAGAAAGAAGCGUGACAGAGUCGAUCACAUACUGGUUCAGGAACUCCAUGAGGAGGAGGCCCAGUGGGUCAACUAUGACGAGGACGAGCUGUUUGUAAAGAUGCAGCUGGCAGACAGCAUUUUCGAUGCUUUGUUAAAGGACACUGCGAACGUGCUGACGCAAAUCUACGACAAGAGGGCCAAAAGAGACGCCCUCUCCUGACAGCUUUCCUGCUCCGAUUUUUAAACGACAACCUCUAGCUCAAUCCUAGUCUUUCCUCACCCCAGUGAACUGCAGCCAACCUACCACCGCUCAGUCUUCCACCAGCUGAUGUGCCAACAGCAACCCUCAGAUGCCUUUGUUCCCAGCAUUACCUCCUACUUAUUUCUGUGACGUUCAUUUGCUGAAUCUGUGUCAGCUAACUAUAGUAGUUCUAUAAUUUGUUCUACACACAAAACACCUCUUGAGCAAUCCAGCCUUCUUAAACCUUAACACCGUCUAGUCUUUGUUCUCGGCUCCUGGAGUAGUCCUUUUUGUAAAUUCCAGUUGGAGAAUGAGUCGAUGUUUUGAUAGAAUGGACUGUGCCAUUUGUUUGCAUUGAAGUCCAUUGAUGCUGCUAAAUUGAUUGUUCCAUAUCGGACUGUAAUAUAAGAUCCACUUGGAACAAAAGUAGGUUGUUAUAUUUUGUAUUGAAUCUUAAAGUAAAUAUAUAUGAAUUCAAAAUUGUAAUAGAAAAGAUAGAAGAUAAAAAAUAUACAGCGUAGUCCAUAAAUGAUUUGACAGUGACACAUUAUUGUGUUGGCUUUGUAAUCCAGUACAUUGAAAUGAAACCAUGACAAUGGUUAAAUAUUUAAUCUGAGGGUGAUUGAUUUUGGGCGAUUAUGAUGAAAUUAAAUAUAUUGCUAAAAUCCUUGACCCACAAGCUGUAUGUUUAGCAUCAUUGUCCUGCUGCAUUGUCAUUGGAGGCUAUCUUUGGAAAGAAAUUCUAACACUGUUCACCUAAUUUGGAUAUUAACACCUUCAAACACCAUUAAAGAGUGUCAGUCCAAUCACCUUUAAAUCACUGUUGGGUUUCAAAUCCAGUGUGCUGGAGGACAGCUACAACUCAUGAAAUUUGUCACUGAUCAAAUGUUGUCAGACUGCACUGUACGUUAGUGAGAUCAGAUAUUGUAUGAAACAUUUUGCUUCCAUAAUUAUAUUAUUUAUUGUAUGAAAAUGUUUGAUUCGAGGAGUAGGGAGCAUUUUGAAUUUUAAACGAUCUUGUCGACAUAUAGAGAACAGAUUUUAACAUCUAAUGAAACUGUAAAAAGCACAAACAAAUGUGAAUGUGAAAAAUGGGCAAUAUAUUAUGUAGGAGGUUUAACGAAUGCUAUUAAAACGAGGAAAAAGAAUUUAAUAUUUAAACAUUGUAGCGUUAAUAAUUAAUUGAAACUGUUCUGUAUGACUUUUAUUGUGGCCACAACAGUCCGGUUGAUCAACACAAUCACUGUGUCCCACUUCCGUACGAAGCAUACACUGUGUACUGAUAUUAACAGUUUGAAAUCAUCUCGUACAAAGAGUAAAAACAAGGUCUGCAGUUUAUUACUGUUUCUGUGCUGUAACUGAAGGUUUUGCACCCCGUUCAACAUUGUUUUUCACUUUUUUAGGCGUGUGUGUGUGUGUUAGCAUUGGGGGGACAAACGUCCACUAAUUCCAGUAUCCAUCCAUUUUAAAAAAGUCAUUUUUGAAGUUUAAACACACUCCAUACUGAAAUCAGACUGAAUAUAUAGCAUGCAAGUGGGACACAAAGGACUGGCAGCAGUGACUUGAUAUUUUUAGAAUGGCAUCAUAGGACAGUACUGAAAUGGUUGACUCGAUACUUACUUACCCUACAGUCUGUUUACUUUCUAUGACCUGUGGAAACACCUGGGGUUGUUUUGUCUCUUUAUCAGUGGCCCUGGUAAAGGUUGCUAACUGAACAUUUGCCCCAGUCCAAAAAAAACAAACAUUUACUCGUGUAGCAGCAUGGUUAUAUGCUCCUCUUGCUGCUGUGAGACAUUUGGCUUCACAGCAAUCAGCGAGUUCAAACCAGCCACCAGAAUGUAGCUCAGCGAUGUAGUUGGACAACAAAGCAUUCAGUUCAAGUGCCUCUUUAAGUUGACUUGUGGAUUUAUAACAAACUUUGUUGAUGUCUCAACAUUCUUUGGACCUAUUUUCUUUGAAUGUCUCUUUUCAACUGCUGUAAACUACCAUUUUGUAAUUGAUCCUUAAAUGACUGCUCUUCCUUCUAACCCGUUUGCCGGUACUUCAGUUUCUGCCUUAUCAAUCUUUCUGAAUCGAAGCAUAGUUGAGAAAGUUUUUUUUUUUUUUUUUUUUUUUUUAAGCCUUCUCAUUUUCCUGUGCCUCACCCUGAGGAAAUGUUUGUAAUCUAACACGCUAAAUCAUUCUAAAAUUUCAACAGCUUCUUGUCCAUGUAAUCCCUGCAUCUGUGCAUAUUGACACCACUGAGUCAUUUUAUUGAUGAACUAUAUCAGGAACUAGUUUGUGGACACUGCGUGCGCACACACACACACACACACACACACACACACACACACACACACAGGUUCCAGCCCACAGCCUGCACAGUGUGAGUCAUAGAGCUGAUGAGGCUGAGCACGUAGGACUGUAUCCAAGGGCUUACUUUGGUCCUCACCGUCAGCGCUGCUUUGAUCCAACAGACUGUGUACAAACGUAUUGUGGCAUGUGUGACAGAGCUUGUUGAUCUUCACUGACUGGAGCUAAAGUGACCUUAAACUGAGUACUUUUUUUGUUUUGUUUUUUCUACCGACAAUGUUUUAAGAGUUGCUAAGGUGUGUGUUCAAACUGUAAAUUAUCUAAUGUUAAAAAGAAGAAGAAAAAAAAGACCAAAAACAUUUGACACCAACCUCUCCAUGCUGUAUAACUUGUAUGUCUGGUCUGUAGGCAUAUGUAACUGUAACGGUGACAUGAUUAGUAACUUUAGAAACACUUUCUGCAAGGCUUUAUUGCAAACCCUCUAGGAUUGUCCUCUUGAAUUGAUUGUAUGUGGGAGGAAGUUAAGCUCCCCUCUGUAACUAUGCAGUACUUGGUCUUUUGCAUUGCUUUUAUAUGCAUGGACCAAACAGCUUAGACUUCUGGUGUAGUCUGUAGAUUAAAUAAAACCUCGAAGAAGCUCGAAGCUGUUUGUGUAUGGUGGAAUAGAUCUGAAUAACUGAAUUUAAAAGGUUAGCACAAAAAAACGUUCUCAAAUUAACCCCCGUCAGGCUAGAUUUCUCUGUCCAGCUUUUUGAAAUGUUUAUGAAUAUUUAUAAUAAUGUGCUGUGAGUGCACACCAAGUGCACUUGAGGACUUGUACAAUUCUUUUAUGGGUGUAAAUAUACUGUCUAUCCAAUCUGACCCACUGUUUAACGUAAUUGUUGUAAAAUAAACACUGUUUACUUUGCAAAUAUGUGCAUAGUAUAUAUUUGUUAACUAAAUGAACUUUGAAAUUGUAAAUAAAGCUUUCAUUGUUUGUAAA
Larimichthys crocea (large yellow croaker) is the source of this 13163-nucleotide messenger RNA. RefSeq names its product centrosomal protein 350 (gene cep350). Gene Ontology annotation, molecular function: microtubule binding. Gene Ontology annotation, cellular component: centrosome. Gene Ontology annotation, biological process: microtubule anchoring. The record is from RefSeq and is a predicted model, not a curated record. Bases 416 to 9868 code for a protein of 3150 amino acids. NCBI's taxonomy places the organism in Eukaryota, Metazoa, Chordata, Actinopteri, Sciaenidae. The transcript is spliced from 38 exons.